Messenger RNA from Exserohilum turcica Et28A, 1485 nucleotides. RefSeq lists its product as uncharacterized. The coding region runs from base 69 to 1340 and encodes 423 amino acids. The record is from RefSeq and is a predicted model, not a curated record. Lineage: Eukaryota; Fungi; Ascomycota; Dothideomycetes; Pleosporales; Pleosporaceae. Gene Ontology annotation, molecular function: structural molecule activity; protein binding. Gene Ontology annotation, biological process: ubiquitin-dependent protein catabolic process. The transcript is spliced from 2 exons. Gene Ontology annotation, cellular component: proteasome regulatory particle, lid subcomplex.
CCCGGCCACUUGCCUAUACAGAGCCCUAGCCCGUCUUCUACACACCUACCGGCAUCCAUCACGCAGCCAUGGCCGUCCCGGAAACGACAUCACGGGUGGCAGAGGCACAGAAGCUGGCCAAGUCGGAUCCCUCCAAGGCCGAGCAGAUCUACCAGGACGUUCUCUCACAAAACCCCGGCUCCAAUGAGGCCGCCAUCAAGAACUAUGAGACGGCUCUGGUCGGGCUCGGCGAGCUCUACCGCGACCAGAACAAGGUGGAUGCGCUUGCGGAGCUGGUGAAGCAGGCGCGGUCAGUAAUGUCCUCGUUUGCGAAAGCGAAGACAUCCAAAUUGGUGAGGCAGUUGCUCGACCUCUUUACCACGAUACCGAACACCGCCGACAUCCAGAUCGCCGUCACCAAGUCAUGCAUAGAGUGGGCCGUCUCCGAGCGGAGAGGCUUCCUACGGCAAAACCUCGAGACCAGACUGGUCGCCCUGUACAUGCAGAAGCAGUCCUACUACGAUGCUCUGACGCUCAUCAACAGUCUGCUGAAGGAGUUGAAGCGCUUGGACGACAAGCUGGUCUUGGUCGAGGUGCAGCUGCUGGAAUCGAGGGUCUACCACGCACUGGGCAACAUACCCAAGGGCCGUGCCGCUCUCACGUCCGCGCGCACAUCGGCUGCUUCCGUUUACACGCCGCCCUUGUUGCAGGCCGGACUGGACAUGCAGAGUGGUAUGCUUCACGCUGAGGAUGGCGACUUCAACACAGCCUUCUCCUACUUCAUCGAAGCCAUGGAAGGAUACCACUCGCAGGACGAGGACCAGAAAGCAACGUCGGCAUUGCAGUACAUGCUGCUCUGCAAGAUCAUGCUCAACCUUGGAGAUGACGUAACAUCGCUCAUGACCUCGAAACACGCCGUCAAGUACGCCGGCAAGCGAUUAGAAGCCAUGAAGGCCGUUGCGCGAGCACACACCAACCGCAGUCUAGAGGAGUACGAGACCGCCCUGACCGACUACCGCCAACAGCUUGGUAGCGAUCGAUUCAUCACAUCCCACCUUCGCCGCUUGUACGACAACAUGUUGGAGCAGAACCUUAUCAAGGUCAUCGAGCCCUUUAGCAGGGUCGAGAUUGAUCACGUUGCCAAGAUGGUUGGACUGGACACGGUACAAGUCGAGCGAAAGCUCUCUCAGAUGAUUCUGGACAAGGUCAUCAUCGGAGUCUUGGACCAGGGCGCAGGGUGCCUGAUCGUAUACGACGAGUCGGAACGUGAUCAAGGCUACGAUGCCGCGCUCAGCACUCUUGAGAAGCUCAGCAAUGUUGUUGACGUGCUUUACACCAACCAGGCAUCUCUUUUGGAGUAAAAUCUAAGUGAUGAAAGGUGCAAGUGGAAGAGGCUGGCCUGAGCGAAUCCGAACGCUAUGUAAAAUAGAAACAUAGAAUGUCAGGCAUGCUGCGCGUUUAGUGUAGCUCGCUAAUAAUGAUACAUGAUUUGCAAUAGCACUCAGC